CUGAAUGGUCUUGCAAGAGACACAAAACAAUUUAUAUUUAAAAGAAGGCCACAUUAAUUAUGAAUCUCCGAUCAUUAUGCUCAGCAGCAUGCUGUUCUGGAGACUUUUUUACAUCCUGUGCAGAUUCCUGCUCCCGAAUAAAAUUCCGGAAUAUUCCGCAAGAAUCUCGUCGGCCGUCCACGGGCUUGUAUCUGCGUUCCUCGGUAUAAAUCAGUGUUUCUUGGUGGACUGGCCCUUCGACCAUCCCGAAUGGAAGACGACUUACAUGCAAUCUUUCAUCUUGGCGUUUAGUUUCGGAUAUUUUGCACACGAUCUGAUUUGGACGUGGCAUAACGAUAGAAGGGACAAGUUAAUGGUAUGCCACCAUGCCUACUGCGUUUACGCGCUGGCGAAAAUCAGCUACAAAGGUUAUUCUGGGGCUCAGGCAUCUUGCGCUCUCGGAAGUAUGGAAAUCACCAAUCCAUUUCAACAAGCGAGGUGGUUCUUGCGUUCCGAAGGGAUGCAAUUUACGCCGAUAUUCGUGUCGACAGAAGUGACCUUUUUUAUCGUGUUUGUCAUUGUUCGUAUCCUAUUGGGGACGUAUUUCUUAAAAGUUAUUCUUACCCAGCCGAAAAACGAUUGGGAUUUUAUUUUCAUGGCCGUAUCGAUUUACGUAAUGUCUUGGAUGUUUGUGGUAACCUUGAUCAAAUACAUAUUAAAGAAAUACGUGAAAAAAGGACCCGGAAGAGAAUUACAAAAAGAUCACGAUUAGAUUGUAUUAAAUAGAAACUAAUUGUUGUAUAGACAUCCAAUAAA
Messenger RNA from Cylas formicarius (sweet potato weevil), 795 nucleotides. RefSeq names its product TLC domain-containing protein 5-like. The coding region runs from base 5 to 751 and encodes 248 amino acids. The record is from RefSeq and is a predicted model, not a curated record. NCBI's taxonomy places the organism in Eukaryota, Metazoa, Arthropoda, Insecta, Coleoptera, Brentidae. The transcript is spliced from 2 exons. Gene Ontology annotation, cellular component: membrane.